AGCGUCUCUCCAUAUCGUGGUCUGCGCAUACCUAUUUCGCAGGACUCCACGACUCGCUGGCACUAUAUGGUUGACUCCGCCAGUGAUUCUCCAGUCUCUAUUUCUUCUCCUACCGUCUCCUCAGUCCUCGGCAUAAAGGGGUCCCUUCGUUUCCGCCGUCAUGGUGCAAGUCAGAAGGCACACGUCGUCCUACGACGCGUAGAACUUCCAGAAGAGUCAGGAAAUGGUACUGGUAAAAGCCCUGUUGCAUACUUUAGCCUUUUCGCGCAGAAAAGAAUCGAGGUCAAGCCUGGCAAGGAGAUUUUACUAGCCGUAGCUUCCGAGGAUGGAUCUUUCACAGACCAGGCCGUCAUUUUCGAAGGAGAUCUUCUCGGUUCAGAUACACGAACUGAAGUCGAACAAGAAACGCAAACUAAUAUCGAACCCGUUGUUGAUGUUCCAUUUGUCCCUCCAAAAAUGAGGAGAACCUGGACCAAGGCAUUUGAACAGGUGAGCGUAGUACCAGGUGAGUGAUGCGUGCUUGACCACUGGGGGUUCUUUUCAAUGUGCUAUUUAUCGUGUAGAUAGCGCCCACCGCACGCCGCCUCCACCUGAACGUGUAUCAGUGGGUGUUCAGGCUCAGCCAUCAUGGGCAGUGAGUUCGGUCCAGGCAGUUCCAAUAACAUCUCCUGUUCAAAUUGGAC
This is a messenger RNA of Suillus clintonianus, 683 nucleotides long. RefSeq lists its product as uncharacterized. The record is from RefSeq and is a predicted model, not a curated record. The coding region runs from base 67 to 513 and encodes 148 amino acids. The transcript has a single exon. NCBI's taxonomy places the organism in Eukaryota, Fungi, Basidiomycota, Agaricomycetes, Boletales, Suillaceae.